AUGUCCUUCGACCUUAUUGUCAAUUGGGUUAAAGCAAACAAUCUCCAUCACAACCCAAAGCUUAUUUGUAAGCUUCUGUUUCAAGCGGCAGUUUAUUACAUUUGGAGGGAACGUAAUUCCAGACUCCACUCUUCUUCACCAAAGACAUCCCAAUCCUUGGUAAAGGAGAUUCAACUUCUUAUGCGAGCUAAGUUGGCAGGACUAGACAGGGCUUUGAUCACAAAGAGAGCGCUGUCUCCAGGAACACCACCUGCUUCAACACAAACCCUCCUUUACUCUUGGUUCGAACUUCUCCAAACCUAA
Molecule: messenger RNA, 303 nt
Organism: Microthlaspi erraticum
Lineage: Eukaryota; Viridiplantae; Streptophyta; Magnoliopsida; Brassicales; Brassicaceae
Source: the annotation of a GenBank genome assembly